CUCAGCGUCGCUCACAACGUUUAAGAUGGCGUCUGGCUUUGGCUUCAACGGAGGUGUACCACGCUGUUUCCCGUACUGGCAGGAGUUUCAGAAGUGCUACGCUCAAACAGAUGUGCCCGCGAAGUGCAGACCGCCACUAGACGACUACUUAGAAUGCUUGCAUCACACCAACGAGAUUGCCCGCGCGAAGGCCAUCAAGUCUGAGUUCAUCCGCAAGGCCGAGCACCAGGCAACGGAGGGCCGGAAAGCGGCGGAGAUCGUUGCAGACGGUGCUAUCGUGGGUGUUGGACUUAUCAAGCGAAGUCAGGAGGAAGCAGAGUCUAAGUAGGUACUCGCAAGGCUCAAUAUAUUGCUGUGCACAUUGUUCCUUGUG
Messenger RNA from Rhodofomes roseus, 373 nucleotides. RefSeq lists its product as uncharacterized. The record is from RefSeq and is a predicted model, not a curated record. Lineage: Eukaryota; Fungi; Basidiomycota; Agaricomycetes; Polyporales; Fomitopsidaceae. Gene Ontology annotation, biological process: mitochondrial respiratory chain complex I assembly. Bases 26 to 328 code for a protein of 100 amino acids. The transcript has 5 exons.